AAACAGUCGUGAGAUUAAAAAGCCUUGUCGGGAUGCACUUCGUUCCAUCUUCCACAGACUCACGAUCUGGCUUCCCCUCGACCAUCGCUGCAGCUUUGAUGAAAGCAGUGGGUCAAAUAACGGCUUUAACACUGGAGCUGUGAAAAGCGAAAACGGGUGCUCCCGUCUGGUUGAAAGCGCAUCAUCUUGACCAGACAGCACAGCGAUAAUUUGCUGCAUUCUCUCUAAAAGAAACGUUUUUGUUUUGGGAGAGUGUAAUUUGAUACCACAAAAACGCUGCAGUCGCCAUCAGUCCCCCAUAAUCAAAGCAAAAUGGUGCAAAAUAUGAUCAGCGAAGUCACUGGAUUCCAUAGCUCUUUCAAGGGCCAAAAUCCCUUUGAGACUGAUGAAUUCACAGAAAAUGGAUCCCUCCUUGAUUCCGACUUCAAUUUUGAGUCGUCGAAUAGACAUGAUGUUUGUGAUUUUGUAGAUAUUCCCUCCAGCCAACCUAUUGACAUCCCUGAUGCCAAGAAGAGAAAUAAGAAGAAAAAGCGCUGCAGGGCAACUGACAGCUUCUCUGGCCGAUUUGAGGAUGUCUACAGGCUGCAGGCAGAGGUUCUUGGAGAGGGGGCAUAUGCAAGAGUGCAGACUUGCAUCAACCUCAUCACCAAUAAAGAGUAUGCUGUGAAGAUCAUUGAGAAGAGACCAGGUCACAGCCGCAGUCGCGUCUUCAGGGAGGUGGAGAUGCUGUACCAGUGCCAGGGUCACAGAAACAUCCUGGAGCUGGUGGAGUUCUUUGAGGAGGAAGACAAGUUUUACUUGGUGUUUGAAAUGCUAAGAGGAGGUUCGGUCCUGGCUCACAUCCACAGGAGACAACACUUUAGCGAGCAGGAAGCCUGCGUUGUGGUGCAGGACAUCGCCAGCGCUCUGGAUUUCCUGCAUAACAAAGGAAUGGCACAUAGAGAUCUGAAGCCGGAAAACAUCUUGUGUGAGCACGUGGACAAGAUCUCUCCUGUGAAGAUCUGUGACUUUGACCUGGGCAGUGGGAUCAAGCUGAACAGCGACAGCUCACCCAUCUCCACCCCAGAGCUGCUUACUCCGUGUGGCUCAGCAGAGUACAUGGCCCCUGAGGUCGUGGAGGCCUUCAGUGAGGAGGCCACCAACUAUGACAAGCGCUGUGACCUGUGGAGCCUGGGGGUCAUCCUUUACAUCCUGCUGAGCGGCUACCCGCCCUUUGUGGGCCGCUGCGGCAGUGACUGUGGCUGGGAUAUGGGAGAACCGUGCCACACAUGCCAGAACACAUUGUUUGAGAGUAUCCAGGAAGGGAAGUAUGAGUUUCCUGAGAAAGACUGGGCUCACAUCUCCUCAAGUGCCAAAGACCUGAUCUCCAAACUGCUUGUUCGGGACGCCAAGAACCGCCUGAGUGCCGGCCAGGUCCUGCAGCACCCAUGGGUGCAGGGGGGCUUCUCUGACACUCUGCCAACAUCUAUCCUACAUCAAAGAAACAGUGCCAAGGACUUGACGUUCUUUGCUGGCAAGGCGGUGGCCAUGAACCGACAAUUGGCUGAGCAGGCUGUGAUGGAGGAGCAGCAGCAGCUUGACGAGUCUCCCAUGGUCAUCACAGCCAGCUCCGCCUCCAUGCGCCUCUCCCCUCCAUCCAACUCAAAGCUGGCCAAGCGCAGGCAGAGGGGCAGCCUCUUGAAGACUGGGCCCGUCUCUGCCUCCGAGCUCAGUCAGCUCCUCACCCCCCUCGUCAUCACGUCAUCAUGUGCCUAAACAACCACCUUUGCCCCCCCAACCCCAACUCAAAUCUCUGGAUGACUGCUCAGCCUGGCCUCUACCUGACCGCAGCUCUUCAGCCACACUGACUGCAGGCAUGUCCCCAUCUUUAACAGGAGACCACCAUGCCUGCUGUCUGUUUCCGAACUGCCUUCUGCCCCACAGCAGCACUUAUAAAGCACAUCAGCCAGGGCAUGCAUACGCAUGCACAUCCAGCCUGCUGGGACUGGGAGGUCGACGGGAUGGGAGGGCUCUUCAAGCUCUGUUUUUAUUUCGUUAAGUCUAAGGCAGAACGUUUGAACCAAGCUCCGACACCAAAGGACUACCUGUUGUGCUGCUUUCACGUUAUAACUAGAUCAACUGUGACUUAAGUUUACCUGGAAUGUUCUCUUUGCCUGUAUGUAUGUGUAUGCAUGAAUGCCCCAUCAGCAGAUGCAUACAUGCUUAUGCAAUAGCCAAGAUGAUGUGGAGGGAUUCAGUGUAGAGUUCAGAAUGCUGGAAGCGGAUGCUGUUAGGUCCUGGUGUAGUCCAUUGUUUGGCUGGGACUUUCAAAGCUUUCAGAUUAUUUUGAUUUAUCUUAAUGGAUAAAUUCCUCUUCAACUGAGCCUCCUCUCUAGAAGGUUUUAAGCCCACAGUACAAAACGUUGUGGCUGUGCACUUGAGCCUCUAGUACCAGAGAAUGUGUAUCUAUAACCAGCCCUUACGCUGCAAUGUCUACCAAUUCAGUUUCAUAGAUGAAAUGAACUAUGCCAAACUAGCACUGGCCAUGCAUCAUUCAACAUUCAUUCCUCCUGCAUUUCUACAACGCAAUAUGGGUUGAAUUCCAUUUGUUUCGCCUGCCUCUGCAAGAGAGACUUUAUGCACCAACCCAAAGUUGUUGGUGCAUGUAACUAAUUUGAUACCAGACAGGUAUACCACAAGGCAGGACAAAUAAAUUAGCCAGCUAACUUGGAUUAAAAAUCAGAAAUAACUUGCUUUCUUGUUCAUUUAAGAAAGCUAAACGUAAUGUUUUUUUGGGUUUAGUCACUAACCAUGUUUCCAUCCUAACUUUAUAUGAAUUUAAAAAAAAUAAUAAUGGCUUGUCUAUCACAGCAGGCCUGAUGGAAACGCCAAAUUUGUUGGUGAACUUUAACAAAUGCUUAAACAAAAUAUGAUAGACAAGGUGAGAUUUGUCAGUACAAUUAAUUAUGAGAGGAGAUGGCGAAGCAAUUGUCCAAAUAUUGAUAUAACAUAUUGUAGUAAACUUGGAGUCAUGCGAUAUAUGUUGUGGUCGGCCCACUACGACUCAUCACAGAAUGUAGUUUAUUAGGCUACAGAUGACAAGUUAUGAUUAACCUCACAAGGUGGAGAAAGAUCAUGCAGUGACUUGAUUGUUCCUUUCCAAUAAUAUUGAAGGUCUUAUUCUGGAAACAUGAUGGUGCUUGGCUGCUUUUUGACACAUCUUGCUAUUUUGUCCAUAAUCUCAUGUAGGCCAUCCUACCAGCACUCUAUCUGCAAGCUGUUGACUAGAGCACAUGUAUCAAUACCAGUGGGCAUAUUUGCAAUACAACACCAUUUUUAUUUUGACAAAACCAUCAGAGUAGCAAAUGCGAUGGAAACUUGUAUUUGGUACAUGGGAAUUUAACCGCGUUAUUUUUAUGGGCACUACGUCAUCACAUACAGCAUUUUUAUCCUCAACAGGUCAACUUGAUGGAAACCCAUCUCUGGGAAAAUGUGUGUAUUUGUUUUUAUGCAAAGUUUCAGACUAUUUACAUAAAUCUGUUGCCAAUUGGAUGGAAACCUAGCUAAUUAGACUUCCCAUUUCAAGGUUCUCUUUCAAAAAGAAAAGUAAUUUUUGAACAUUUUAGGCACGUCAGCUGGCUAACUCCUUGAUCCAGCUUAGUUGUAUACCCCGCUGACAUUUCAAAGGGGUUUUCCUGAUGCUACCCUCGCUUAAAAAUGGCAAAUUUGGUUCCCCAUGCCAAGUUGUGUACUAAGUUGUCAUCAGAUCAUUUAGAUGUUCACAUCUAAUACAUCGUCAGUAAUUUGACUGCUGGUUAGUAUGAAGUAAUUUUAUGCCAUGGCUGUCAUAACCUGUCAAGCAUAGCAGGGGUAGAAAAGCACAUUUUGGCUGCUGUGACUUAGCUAUUGUUCUGAGAUCAGGUUUCAAAUCCAAAUGCAAUCAGGCUUUUCCGUUAAAGAGGGUAACCUGAUACUGUCCUUUUAUGUGACACACCCUCUCAGAAUGAUUCUAAACUGCAUCAUAACUUUGCAUAAAACAUGGUGAAGGAGACUAUUGGGGGGAGAAAAAAAUAUAUACAAAAUGGAAAAGCAUUCCGAAGAAAAUAACUAUUCUGAGGCCAUGUAGCUGUAAGUCAUCAGUUCUUUAAAAAAAGUUUACUUUGUUUAACUCCAUGUCAAUGUUUAAAUGUGCCACUGAUAUUUUAGUUUUAUGUCAACCUGCAUGUGGUGUUCAGGUGGAAUACUGGAUAUUUUUUUUUGUAAAGAUUUUUUUUUAAGUGUUGAUGGGAUUUUUAUUUUUUAUUAAACAUUUAUUUGUAUCUGGAGCAAAAUAAUGAAGGCUUUUACUGUUUUGUAUGUUGAAAGUGUUGGUAACUAUCUGUUUGGAAAGAAGUUAGGCUCUUUCUGAAAUUUGAACAAUUUAUUUUAUGGUGAUGGUCUCAAGACACUGUAGCCAUUUGCCAAAGAGGGUGAAAGUCAUGAAAAACCAGUUUUUAAUAUUUUUAUUUAAUUUUUUUACCUGAGGUUUCUCACAGGUUUAUGACACGAGCAUGCAUUCUCAAGGAGUAAAACUACUAAACCUAUGAAUGUCCAUGUGGUGUUGCCAGCACCGCAGUGUGGUACUCUGAGGGGGGCAUUAUUGACGUCAUAUGGCCCAUUAUGCUGAUAAUAGGACACUGAUUGUAAUCUUUUAAAGAAACCUUCUACCAAUGCAUCUUUGUGGGGUUUUAUGUCUUAUAGUAAGACUUACUUGAAUUUGUGUAUGCAGCUGUUGUCUUUGUUUGUAAAACUACCAUGCUAUCAAGAAUCUGAACAAAAGCAUUAAGCUAAGUAAGGGGGUCUUUAGGGUUUUGAAAAUGCAUAUUCAAAUCAGUUUCUACUUUAAAACAAAGUAUUAAAUAUGUUUCUCUCUGUUAGGGUUGGGAUUCUCAGAAAUGCAGAAAGACUUUGGUAGUACUCUAUCUAAGGUAUGAGUUACCUUCGUCAUAAUAAUUUCUACUUUUACCCAAUGCAGUAGUUUAGGACUGCCUUUUUAUUUGGAGAGAAUGAAUACAAGCUAUCCCUAGCCUCUUAUUUUUAGCUUUUUGUAAUACCUUUUUUUUAUAAAGUCAACUGAACAGUCAUAAUCCACUUCCCCACAAUUUGAAUGUAGCCCACCGGCAAUGCAUUUUAACGUUGAAAUUAAAUAAACAUUUUUAUAAAUAGUUUAGUUUGAGGUAACAUGUAGAUUUGUUUUUCUACCAUGUGGUUAUAUCUUCAAGCCUUGAGGCUUCUCUUGCGUGUUGUUGAUACUUGUUUUUAACUUCUCCCAGCCCAAAAAUAUUGAUGGAAAAAUGUUGGAAAGUACAUAUUACAUCUGAGACAAACAUUGAUUUUAAAUAAGCACUUUACUGUACCAUGUGACUGAUUUUGAAGUUCACGUAAAGCAACAUUUGACUGGAGAAUUUUGUGUUUUUCUAAAGAUUCAAUAAAAAUGCUUUGAACCA
Molecule: messenger RNA, 5465 nt
Organism: Oncorhynchus gorbuscha (pink salmon)
Lineage: Eukaryota; Metazoa; Chordata; Actinopteri; Salmoniformes; Salmonidae
Gene: mknk2b
Product: MAPK interacting serine/threonine kinase 2b
Exons: 14
Coding region: 313-1755 (480 amino acids)
Biological process (GO): protein autophosphorylation; peptidyl-serine phosphorylation; intracellular signal transduction
Cellular component (GO): cytoplasm; nucleus
Molecular function (GO): ATP binding; calmodulin binding; calcium/calmodulin-dependent protein kinase activity
Source: RefSeq, a predicted model, not a curated record